CUGGUGGCCCGGGCCGAGGAGCUUUAACGUGGGGGCCGGGCUGCAGGGUCUCGUGCACAGGCCUGCCCCAGCCACUGCAGGUCAUGAGAGGAGUGUGAAUAACUCACACCGGCUUUCCUUCCUCUCCUCCUCCUCAUCCUGCUGCUUCUUCUGCUGCUGCUUCUGCCCAAAACCUGCCGCUACCUGCUCUGCUGGACCAGACGCACCUGUGCCUCGCUUGCUGAGGGUUGCGGACAUGGCGCUGCACCGUUUCAGCAACACACGGACGUGGGCGUGCCAGCGGGUGACGGUGGGAUGUGUGACACGCUUGGCUCUCAUCGUGAUGCUCUGUGCUCCUGCUCUCGCACAGCUGGACCUCAACAGAUUAGAUGGCGACACUGUGUGCCCGACCAUGAGAAACGGACAAGAUGACCUUCCAGGGUUUGACCUGAUCACGCAGUUCCAGUUGGAUGUGAUUCCACUGAAAGGUGUGAGGAAGGUGGAGGGAUCUACUCCUACUCAGGUGGCUUACAGACUGGACAGAGAGGCCAACUUCCAGAUUCCAACCAGGCUGAACUUCCCGAGAGGUUUCCCGGAGGAGUUCUCUUUCAUGACCACGUUCCGCAUGAUCAAGAACACGGUGAAUAAGGUGUGGAACCUGUGGCAGGUGGUGGACGAGGAUGGGCUGAAGCAGGCUGGGAUGAGGCUGAACGGAGACCAGCAGGCCCUGGAGUUCUUCCUGACCACCAUGGAUGGAGACCUGCAGACCGUCACCUUCCCAGGCCUGUCCGUGCUCUUCAACACCAAGUGGCAUAAGGUGAUGAUCGGCGUGGAGAGUGAGCUGGUCACCCUGUACGUCGACUGCCAGCCCGUCGACCAGAAGCCAAUCAAGAGCAAGGGAUAUGUCAACACUGAGGGAGACACUCUGAUUGGACGUCUGGACACAGACCCAAACACCUCUGUCGUGUUUGAGUUGCAGUGGAUGCUGAUUCACUGUGACCCAAAGCGAGCUCAGAGAGAGAGCUGCACUGAGCUUCCCAUGUCUGAGAUGUAUGCCAAUGCUGAGCCGGACCCAAAGCCAAUCCCUGGACCUGCUGGACCUCAGGGCCCUCCAGGGCCUCGGGGACCUUCAGGAGAAGACGGUCGUGAUGGAAGAGAUGGUCUUCCGGGGACCCCGGGAUCUACAGGUGCACCUGGCAGUAAAGGAGAGCCGGGUGAGAUCGGCCUGCCGGGCCAGAGAGGCCUACCGGGACUGCCAGGAUCAGUUGGGCCCAUGGGACCAAUGGGACCACGGGGACCAGUGGGAGAGAGGGGUCUACAAGGAUUCCCAGGACCAGCCGGACCCCCAGGACCUGAGACUGUUGGAGCGCCUGGAUCUCCCGGUAAACCUGGCAUCCCAGGAGACGAGGGGAACAUCGGCCCUGAGGGACCUCCUGGACCAAGAGGAUCCAACGGACUUCCAGGACCUCCAGGCCCACCAGGACCCCCUGGACCUGCAGGGUCUGGUGGUGCUGGGAAUCCUGAAGGAAGCGGGGAGACUUGUCAGACGAUGUGUCCUGCUGGACCUCAGGGACUUCCAGGGCUUCCAGGCAUGAAGGGACACAGGGGGCUCCCAGGUGUGGACGGGUUGCCAGGUGCUGUGGGUGAAAAGGGAGAUUCAGGAGUGGCUGGAGAGCCCGGUCCUCCAGGACGUCCAGGAGAGGAUGGUCAGAGAGGACCUAUUGGAUACCCUGGAGACCAUGGAGAUAAGGGAGAUCGGGGACCUCCUGGUUUCAACGGUAUUCCUGGACCCACCGGACCUCCAGGAGCUCCAGGUGUUGAAGGAAUCCGAGGACGUGAUGGACAUCCUGGACCUAAGGGUGAUGAUGGUGCAGCUGGUCCUUCAGGACAGAGAGGAGCUACAGGACUUAAAGGAGACACGGGAGAGCCAGGGAAGAACGGAGCAGAUGGUCCUGUUGGUCUUCCAGGAGAGAAGGGGGAACCUGGAUUGCCUGGAGCCGUUGGAGUCAGAGGCAUUGUGGGAAUUCCAGGGUUACCAGGAAAGCAAGGACUUGUGGGAGCUGUUGGUCAGAAGGGUGACACUGGAGCUGAAGGUGCUGUAGGUCCAGCUGGCAUCCCUGGAAAACCUGGUGAAACUGGAGCUCCUGGACAGGAUGGAGUCCCUGGAGCCAAAGGAGCCACUGGUGAGACAGGAAAGCAGGGUCCAGUUGGCGCCACAGGAGCCCAGGGCCCCACGGGUGAGAAAGGAGAUCGGGGUAUGAUGGGUCCUCGUGGAAUCAAAGGUCACACAGGUCACAAAGGAGAUCAGGGUCCCAUAGGUCCAGUUGGUCCUAAAGGAAGUGAGGGUGACCCCGGUGUUAAUGGAGAGCCAGGUAUUAAAGGUGACCAGGGUCCCCCAGGUAUCACAGGACUCAAAGGAAUGCAAGGAGAGAAAGGACACAGAGGACCUACAGGAGCCGACGGACGUCCAGGACAGCCGGGGCACGAGGGGCUGGCCGGACCCCAGGGGGCCAGAGGCCUGGAGGGGGAGCGAGGACAGCCGGGACCCCCAGGACCCCGAGGAUUCCCUGGUCCCAAAUUUAGUGAUGAGAAGAUCCGGGAACUCUGUGCAGCAGUCGUUGAAGAACAUCUAGAUGCCUAUAAGAAAGAACUGGCCAAGAAGCCUCUUCCUCUGGGAGCUCCAGGUAAACCAGGUGUAGCAGGACCACCCGGACCCCCCGGACCUGCAGGAGCUGAUGGAGUAGUAGGACCCCAGGGAAUGCCGGGCCCUCAGGGGCCUCCAGGGUUUUACGGACUUCCAGGAAAGCAGGGACCUAAAGGUGAUCCAGGAGUUAAAGGUGAUAAGGGAGAUAAGGGAGUUGGAAUCCCAGGAACCCAUGGAGAACCAGGACCACAAGGACCUCCUGGGAAGCCUGGAAUUGGUAAAGAUGGCCAAAAUGGCGCCAGAGGAGAAGCAGGAACGCCCGGUAUCCCAGGAACCCCUGGAACCAGAGGACCAGCAGGACCUCCAGGCCUCUGCGACCCCUCAAACUGCUUCAGACCCCAACCCCUCUACGUCGUCGGUGGAAAGAAGCCCCUCAAUAUUAAGGGCCCAUGAACUUGGUGAAAGAUCUUGAAAGAAACCGUCAUCCAUCAUCAUUAAUCUUCAUCAUCAUUAUCAUCUCCAUCAUCAAACAGCCGACUGUGUGGAUCUGCGUCCAAUAAACCUGAAGAGACUCCAUGAGAUGUUCCAGGUGAAGCUGCAUAAAUGGAGGAACCUUCAGACCUUCAGCUGCAUAAAGACUUUCAAUCUCCACGAAGACAAACCCAUAUUGAUUAUUGAUUAUCCAGAGUGCAGUUAUAGCUGCGGUGAUGUACGAUGUACAUACAGGGGGACAGGUGUUUCCAUUUUCAUACCACAAGCUGGGAAUCAGGUGAUCAGCUGUAAACCAAAGCCUGUUGUGAAAUAAUAAUUUUGGAGGGUGGGAAGUUUUUUUUUUUUUGUCGAUUUACAUUUUUUACAAAAUUUCAAAAAGUGCCCAAUAAAGCAAUUGUAAUUUUUGCAUGUUUGCGCUUCUACGAUUUGUUUGAUAAUAAAUGUGAUAAAUCAGAAAGGAUAAUGGCAUACGUGGAUCAAUGCUACCAGAGACUAAGCUAAAGUAAACUCAAGUUCACCUAACAUCAUCAAUCUCUGUGGUUCAAUGACUGGAACAAUUCUGAAAUAAAAAUUUCUCCAUCUCCCGGAAA
This is a messenger RNA of Astyanax mexicanus (Mexican tetra), 3705 nucleotides long. Its product is annotated as collagen alpha-3(IX) chain-like. The coding region runs from base 236 to 3076 and encodes 946 amino acids. The transcript has 38 exons. Lineage: Eukaryota; Metazoa; Chordata; Actinopteri; Characiformes; Acestrorhamphidae. The record is from RefSeq and is a predicted model, not a curated record.